AUGACUGAGGCCCGCGUCAGCGAUAUGACUCGCACGCACGUGAUGCGUCCCGGCGCAGAUCACGGUGGCGUCGACCGCUUAUACUGCCCAUCGCGAACAGGCAAGCUAAGUGCCCGCCUUGGGGCAGCACGCGGUCAGCACCGCCGUCGACGGAGUCCCCCAGGCUCCCCAACGCUAUUCGACAGCGACGACUCGGCGCGCACACGUUCCCGUGACCUGACCGAGGACCGCCCGCGCUCCGAACGCUGCCUGCUGCUCGCUGCCCACGCCCAUCGCACCGUCGCACCCCCACGCACGCGCACUCCUGGCACGAACCAUCCCUCCCCGGUGCACGAUCGCGCCGCCCCUAACCUUGCACUCGUGCGCAGGCAUCCCAUCACCGGCGUCCAGCGUGGCCGGGACCCACCAUGUCCACACGUCCGUCGAACGAUGCGCCCUACGCCGGGCGUACACCGAGGGACCGACCGACUCUUGCCCUCGCACCGCACACUCACCUCGCUCAGGCCAGACCCCGCCGCCGCCCGCCGCUCCCAGAAGUUUGGACCGUGGGCGCAGCCGCGCGGUCGCUGCCAUGUGUUGCGCGCCGCUUCAUUAGGGCAGGGCAGGACAGGGCAAGGCAGAUUCUGUGGACCCGCGCGUGCGACCUUUGAUGUCGGCAUGCGGCCACCACGCUGCCGCCGCCUCGCCCUGGAUCGUCCAUACCUCGACUUGCUCGCGGGUCCGUCCGUCCUCGGUGCGUGCCCCGCCGCGCGCGGCGGGGGAUCUUUCUUUCUCCUCCUCCUCCUCCGCCGCCGCCGCCGUCUCGCCAAACGCGCUCGUGCCCGGCCGCUCGUCCGUGAUGGCGUGCUCCGCCUUGAUCGCGAUCGGCGCCCUGCUGGCGCUGACGCUGGCGCUGGUCCGGCGCGACUGACUCUCGAUGCGGAACACGCUCUCUCCGACGUCUCGUCAAACUCCGACAUCGCGCUUUCGACGGUGCCGCCGACCGUCGUGUCCGCCCACUCCACGGAGCUCCACGGGCGCGCGCGCCGUCUAGUAAUAUCCUCGAGCGCGAAUCGACGCACGCACGCGCCGCCGUGGGUCGCCUCCCGUCCGCGGCGUCGCGUCCCCGCCGCUCAAUCCGCGAUUCCUCCCACGCUCGUUCCGGGCAAAUCUCUCGCACCUGCGAACGACAGACGCGAGUGCGGCAGGGGGUCGCCCUCGCCGAGUCCUCCCUUUUGCUGA
Heterobasidion irregulare TC 32-1 is the source of this 1221-nucleotide messenger RNA. RefSeq lists its product as uncharacterized. The transcript has 4 exons. The record is from RefSeq and is a predicted model, not a curated record. Lineage: Eukaryota; Fungi; Basidiomycota; Agaricomycetes; Russulales; Bondarzewiaceae. The coding region runs from base 1 to 1221 and encodes 406 amino acids.